Messenger RNA from Chroicocephalus ridibundus (black-headed gull), 1529 nucleotides. It is a transcript of the gene TMEM185A, whose product is annotated as transmembrane protein 185A. The transcript has 7 exons. NCBI's taxonomy places the organism in Eukaryota, Metazoa, Chordata, Aves, Charadriiformes, Laridae. The record is from RefSeq and is a predicted model, not a curated record. The coding region runs from base 104 to 1156 and encodes 350 amino acids.
GGCGGGGGCGGAGCGGCGCGGCAGUGAGGCCCGGCCAGGCUCCGGUGGCGGCCGCGCCAUGCGUGCCUGAUAGAGAGCGGCGGGGGUGGAGGGUUGAGCCGCAAUGAACCUGCGAGGCUUGUUCCAGGAUUUCAACCCCAGCAAAUUUCUUAUUUAUGCCUGCCUGCUGCUUUUUUCUGUGUUGCUCUCCCUGCGUCUGGAUGACAAAAUUCAGUGGAGUUACUGGGCCGUAUUUGCUCCAAUAUGGCUAUGGAAGUUAAUGGUGAUUGUUGGUGCCUCAGUGGGAACAGGAGUAUGGGCUCGAAACCCACAGUAUCGAGCAGAAGGAGAAACCUGUGUGGAAUUCAAAGCUAUGUUAAUUGCAGUAGGCAUCCACCUGCUGCUCCUGAUGUUUGAAGUUCUGGUGUGUGACAGGAUCGAAAGAGGAACCCAUUUCUGGCUUCUGGUCUUUAUGCCAUUAUUCUUUGUAUCUCCGGUGUCCGUUGCAGCUUGUGUGUGGGGAUUCCGACAUGACAGGUCUCUGGAGCUGGAAAUCUUGUGUUCAGUCAAUAUUCUACAGUUCAUAUUUAUUGCACUCAGACUAGACGAGAUCAUCAGAUGGCCGUGGCUUGUGGUUUGUGUUCCGCUGUGGAUCUUGAUGUCCUUUCUGUGUCUAGUAGUGCUCUAUUACAUUGUAUGGUCUGUUCUAUUCUUGCGCUCUAUGGAUGUGAUUGCUGAGCAAAGGAGGACACACAUAACAAUGGCUGUCAGCUGGAUGACAAUUGUAGUUCCGCUGCUCACGUUUGAGAUCUUACUAGUACACAGACUGGAUGGGCAUAAUUCUUUUUCUUUUAUACCCAUAUUUGUUCCUCUCUGGCUUUCACUGAUAACUUUAAUGGCAACAACAUUUGGACAAAAAGGAGGAAAUCACUGGUGGUUUGGAAUUCGCAAAGACUUUUGCCAGUUCCUACUUGAAAUUUUCCCAUUCUUGCGAGAAUAUGGCAAUAUUUCUUAUGAUCUUCAUCAUGAAGAUAAUGAGGAAACAGAAGAAACGCCACUGCCUGAACCACCAAAAAUUGCACCAAUGUUUCGAAAAAAGACUGGAGUGGUCAUUACACAGAGUCCUGGAAAAUACGUGAUUCCACCUCCCAAGUUAAACAUUGAUAUGCCAGAUUAAGAUGACAGUAGCAUAUUAAACUUGAACUGGGAAUCAACAGACAAAUAUAUUUCAUCUCAUGCCUUGUCCCAAUUACUUUAAAAUAGGUAUUGCUGAAUCAGUGGCUUGGAUUACACAAAUCAGAGAUCUUGAAGAUAAUCUGAGAGCUUUUCCAGAGAUAACAUGGUGGUCUAAUUUGUGAACCUUCCUAAUGGGUUGGUUGCACACUUGCCUGUAUAGUAUUUAUAUGAACAUUUUAGCAGUGUAAUAUAUUGUUUAAAAGUCUUGUCGUGUACAGUAUAAGUAUUAUCUAAAAGUAUUUUUUUAAAAACCCUGUAUGAAAUGCCUAUGCUAUUCCAGGUGUCUCUUAGGUCCUAAAUAUACACUUGAUUUA